AUGACGCUCAAGAUCGCCAUCCUGGGUGCCGGUCCCGUCGGACUGACCCUGGCAGCCAUACUACACCACCGCGGCCUCGCAUUCGACAUCUUCGACCGCGAUGACCCUGAUUCUGCCCGCUCGCAGGGCGGGACUCUGGAUCUGCAUCCCGACGGAGGCCAGAAGGCCCUCAGGGCCGCCGGCCUGCUGGGCGUGUUCCUGAAAGUCGCCCGGCGCGAUGGCGAGGCGAUCCGGCUGCUCAAUGGCGGCGGUGAGGUCAUCUUUGAGGGUGACGGCCUGCCUGGCCCUGGUGAGGUGCUCGAGGACAAGAUCGAAUCGGGGGAUGAUGACGAGCAACAAGAAGCAGAAGAAGCCCACGGGAGACCGGAGAUCGAUAGAGCGGCCCUGAAACAGCUCCUCCUCGACGCGCUACCCCAGGGGACGGUCAGAUGGAAUUGGCACGUAGACUCCAUCACACCCUCUGCGUCGGGGCCGGGGACGUGGACCGUAGGCUUCGAUACCCAGCCGUCGUCCCCUGCCGCGGCCCGGCAAGAUUACGACCUCGUCGUCGGCACCGACGGCGCCUGGUCCAAGGUGCGGUCGUCGUGUCUAAGCAGCGCCGAGCCGCACUUCUCGGGCAUCACAGCCCUCGACGUCUGGAUCUCCGACCUGGACCGGGAUCCGGACACCGCGGCAGUGGUCGGGCAGGGCAGCUGUUUCGCCUUCGACCCCGACCGCGCCCUGCUCUUCCAGCGCCACGGCGACGGGAGCGCGCGGUGCUACGCCUGCGUGCGCACGGGGGAGGUCGGCUCUGCCCCCCUGGAUCCCGGCCAGGCCUUGGGCCGCGGAUCGGAGACCCAAGGAGAGGUGGACUGGCUGGUCCCCGCGAACCGCGAGGCGUUUCUGCGGAAGUGGUUCAGGGGCUUUGCCCCCGAGCUGACGAGGGCCGUGCUGUCGAUGCGGGAUCGCGCGCUGCUGAGACAUCUCUACAUGCUGCCCGUGGGCUUCCGGUGGGAGUCGAGGCCCGGCGUCACGCUGGUUGGCGAUGCGGCGCAUCUGAUGACUCCGUUUGCCGGGCGGGGCGUGAAUGUGGGUAUGGUAGAUGCGGUCGAGUUGGCGGAGGGCAUUGUUGGGUUUGUCAGAGGUAAUGGAAGGACGCUGGAUGAUGUGGUGAGGGAGUAUGAGAACAGGAUGUUCGAGAGGAGCGUUGUGGACGCGAGACUCACGGAGAGAUGCAUGCUGGCUUCCUUCGGUGAAGAUGGGGCCAGGGCUGUUGGGGAGAUUAUGAGUCAGUUCUGGUACUUUUGA
Molecule: messenger RNA, 1287 nt
Organism: Truncatella angustata
Lineage: Eukaryota; Fungi; Ascomycota; Sordariomycetes; Amphisphaeriales; Sporocadaceae
Exons: 2
Coding region: 1-1287 (428 amino acids)
Molecular function (GO): FAD binding
Source: RefSeq, a predicted model, not a curated record